Messenger RNA from Porites evermanni, 2633 nucleotides. Lineage: Eukaryota; Metazoa; Cnidaria; Anthozoa; Scleractinia; Poritidae. The record is from the annotation of a GenBank genome assembly.
AUGUUCAGAAUGUUGGAAAAGGAAAGAUUGUUAUUCCUUCUUCUCCUAGUUUUAGGGACUUCUAUCAUCUCUGCAAGAUAUUUAGAAGGUAAAGAAAACGUUCUAUAGUAAUAUUGUGUGGAGUCGAGGAAACAGCUCGUUUGCGGCACUCGGAUUGAUCAGUUCAUGAUGGUGAUUGGAGGCGAAGGCUAUUAUUUUGGAUGCUUCUACAAGCUUGAGUAGUUUUGACUUUUUAUAAAAUCCUUUUUACGGUGCAAGAAUUUGACUACAAGUUUAAGCCACGUUAAGUUUUCCUUUGUGGCGUAAAUAGCGGUUAAACUUCAGACUACUCCGUCACAUACAUGUAUUUGGAUCUCGUUUGAAUAACGAAUGUGUGCCUGUUGUGUAUUUGUAGAAAUAUCCUGUUCGUGUAAUUUCUGUGGCAGUUAUUAUGGCUGUUGUUGAGCUGUGCAUAAUACUUUUAGCCUUUGUUGUGCUUUAAAAUAGAAGGACUAUAUUUUAAUUGUUGUGACAGAGUUUUGCAGUCUGUUUUCAGAUUAACUGUUUGGUUACAAUAAAGGCCCUAGCAUUUUCAAUUUCGAACUCGUUAUUUUUUAACUGGGACUCAUGAUUUUUCCCAAGAUGAGCCCCAGGACUCACCAUAACUAUUUGUAACAAAAUCACUGCUUCUGUGUUGAACAGACUCCAGUGAAGACCGACGUGCUGACCAUGAACAGGCUGAAGAACUUAAAAAUGAAAGUGACAUGGACGAUGAGAAUGAUGGCAAAGAUGAUGAUGAGGACUUUAAAAAUGAUGGCGACGACUUUGAAAGUGAUGACCCCGAUGGUAAUAACGAAGACGCAGAUGAAGAUGAUAGCAGGGAAGAGGUGGUCAAGAUACAGCCAGGUCAGUCGGAUGAAGGAGAACAAGAAGAUGAAGACACCAGUGAGGAUGAGGGUGAUGAAUUUGGAGAUGAAGCUGAUACAACUGAUGAUCAUAUGAUUGAAGGAGAUGAAGGUGGCAGGUCCCUCGCUGACCAGGAAGAGGAUACUGAGAAUGUAGCUGAUCAAGGGGGCUUUGAAGACUUUAAGAAAGUAAGUAGUGAAUAAUGUAACUAUUAGCAAUUUUGCUAUCAAGUAAUUUAAAGUUCCUUGAUUGAUUGAUAGCAAUAUUUUGUCUUGCAACCACAAACAUUUAUAAGGUGAUGGUGGCAACUGACUUUGCUCAUCAGACAGUGGUGGAUUUUGAUCCCCACAAAUGGUUGGUCGACUGUGAUCGUUGUUAUUCAUCUAGAAGUUGUUCCUCAGAGGUCUGCGUUUGUCAAGAAGCUAUGCAUGGUUUUCCAAAUGAGGGCUGAUUAAUGCCAUAUGUUUACACAAAGUAACAACGCAUUACAGUUAACAAAAUGAAAUAUGUGGUCAAUUUUAAUAAAGUUAAGCUCAAAGCGUAUGCACAUACAAUACUAUUAAUUUUCUUUAGCUAGAUCUCACUGGCCCUAAGUCUAGUUUUCUGAAAAAAGUAAAAGAGUCAAACAGAAUAGUCACUAACCUAAAGAAUAUUAUUACAUGUAUGUACUUAAAAUUGUACUGUUCUAUUUUUUUCAGACAGCAGAUGAAAUUGCCAGAGAAAAUGACAACAUCCAAACACAAAUAAAAGAUCUGGAAGACAAAUUUGACCAAGUCCUAUCUUCAGACAGUGAUAAAGUGAGUUGAACAUGAAAAAGUAUUUUAUAGGAUCACAAUAAUUAACAAUUGUUAUUAUGUUGUUUUUUGUUGUGUGUUAUUCUGUUGUAGAGUAUCCUUUUCAACAGUGAAUCUUCACUUGUCCUUUUUUAUUUUGAUUUUUCCAAAAAAAUACAUGUAAGAUAAUUACAAAUGGUAUAAUGAUACAUAAAAAACUUAUUAUAUGAGCCCAAGUAUCCAAAGAAUCCUAGAAAACUUUUUUGGUUUAAAAGAGAAAUAAAAAUUAAUUUUUAUAAAGUGAUAAUGUACUAUCACUUCAAAGAUAAACAAAACAUCAAUUCACAACAUUCAAUGUUUUUUUAAGUAUUUUGUUUCAAAGCAAAAGAAGAGUAUUCAUUUAUUUAUUUAUCUUGCAAAAUUGAAAAAAAUUGUACUUUGUGCAAAGUGAGAACAUUAAUUCUUAUAAGAGUACUACAAGUUAUCUUAAAUUAAACUGGAGUAAUGUUUGAUCAUUGCAGAGCCAUGAGGGAAGAGACCUUAAAGUUUGAGUACAAAAUGGAUGAAAAGUUUUGACACCUAAAUCAUCAUCAAUGCUUCUUUAGAAUCAUCUCCAAGUUAAUAUCAUCAAUCAUCAUUCCUAAUUUACUGUAUUGCUCAGUAGAAAAUGUCCGUGAUAGUAGUGGUUAGAUACAUGGACAUGUACAACUCUGUACUUGGAACAUUUCGUUGUAAUCAGUUUCUUGUAUUGGUAUUAAUUAGGCAGCGUCUGAUCCUGCAAGAGAUGUUAAGGAAGAAAGUGAGAUAGAUGCAAAGAUGCAAAGCGAGAUGUACCGUGAUCAAAGUUUAAACAAAGCCAGUAAAGUUGAGAUGAUGUCUAGUAAGGUUGGAGGCGAACAAAAUGAUGAAAAUCUUGUCAGACAAUAUGCCCAAGUUGGGGAAGAUGCUAAUGUUGAGCCAGAUGAUGACUACUAA